Phyllostomus hastatus (greater spear-nosed bat) is the source of this 3626-nucleotide messenger RNA. It is a transcript of the gene ABCB10, whose product is annotated as ATP binding cassette subfamily B member 10. The coding region runs from base 204 to 2387 and encodes 727 amino acids. The transcript has 13 exons. Gene Ontology annotation, molecular function: ABC-type oligopeptide transporter activity; ATP hydrolysis activity; ATP binding. Gene Ontology annotation, cellular component: membrane. Gene Ontology annotation, biological process: transmembrane transport. The record is from RefSeq and is a predicted model, not a curated record. Lineage: Eukaryota; Metazoa; Chordata; Mammalia; Chiroptera; Phyllostomidae.
CUCUCUGGGGGGCGUGGUGCGCGGCCUGAGGCGGGCGCUUGGGCCGCGGACCUGAUGAAACGGGUGACUGCUGGUGACAGCGGGCGGGCGGGGCGGCGGGCGGCGCCGAGUGCACGCCCUCCGCUCGGCCGGGCCGGGAGGGUCCUGGGGCUCCGUGCGCGCCGAGCCAGGUGGGCUGAGACUCACGACUCGGACGCGGAACCAUGCGCGGCCCCCCUGCCUGGUCGCUGGGGCUGCUCGCGAAGCGGGGCCCGCUAGCCUUCGCGUGGACACCGGCCGCCCGCGCCCCAGUGUCCCAGCCGCAGCCGACCGGCCUGGGGCCGCCGCGGCUUUGGGGAGCGGGGCCGGGGCUCCUCGCGGGUGCGGGAGCCGCGCGCGGCCCGUGCCGCUGGACCAGCUGCCGCCCGGGCGGGGGUCCCCGCGGCCCAGGCGGCGGAGCGGGCCUCGCGCGGCUCCUGGGGCUGUGGGUGCGGUCCCCCGGCGCCUUCUUGCUCCCGCGCGCAGUGCUCCCUGGCGGCCCAGCCCUCGCUCGCUCUGCCGGGGUUGAGGCCCGGCGGCGCGGGCCGGCGUUGCCUGCGGCCGCGGCGGACCCUAAAGAGGACGCCCGACUGCGCCCCGCGGCGGCCGGGCGCUCGGAGGCCCGGAAGCUCCUGGGGCUGGCGUACCCCGAACGCCGGAGCUUGGCAGCCGCGGUGGGAUUCCUGGCCGUGUCCAGUGUCAUCACCAUGUCUGCCCCGUUCUUCCUGGGGAGGAUCAUCGACGUCAUCUACACCGACCCCACCACCGACUACAGCAGCAGCCUGACCCGCCUCUGCCUGGCGCUCAGCGGCGUGUUCCUGUGCGGUGCCGCGGCCAACGCUGUUCGUGUCUACCUCAUGCAGACUUCAGGUCAGCGCAUCGUGAACAGGUUGAGAGCUUCGUUGUUCUCCUCCAUUCUGAGGCAGGAGGUUGCUUUCUUCGACAAGACGCGCACCGGAGAGCUGAUUAACCGCCUCUCCUCGGACACCGCACUCCUGGGGUACUCGGUGACCGAAAACCUCUCGGAUGGGCUCAGGGCCGGGGCCCAGGCCUCUGUCGGGGUCGGCAUGAUGUUUUUUGUCUCACCUCAUCUGGCGACUUUUGUUUUGAGUGUGGUACCUCCCAUAUCCAUCCUCGCCGUAAUUUACGGACGAUACCUACGGAAACUGACCAAAGUCACUCAGGAUUCCCUGGCGCAAGCCACUCAGCUAGCUGAGGAACGUAUUGGAAAUAUAAGAACUGUCCGGGCUUUUGGGAAGGAAAGCACGGAAAUGGAGAAAUACAGCAGCAAAGUGGACUACAUCAUGCAGUUAGCGAGGAAAGAGGCGCUCGCCCGGGCCGGCUUCUUCGGAGCUACGGGGCUCUCCGGGAACCUGAUCGUGCUGUCCGUCCUGUACAAAGGAGGGCUGCUGAUGGGCAGCGCCCACAUGACCGUGGGCGAGCUCUCUUCCUUCCUGCUGUACACGUUCUGGGUCGGGCUAAGCAUUGCAGGUCUGAGCUCUUUCUACUCGGAGCUGAUGAAAGGACUGGGCGCCGGGGGACGCCUCUGGGAGCUCCUCGAGAGAAAGCCUGAGCUUCCUUUCAACGAGGGACUCACCUUGAACGAGAAAAGCUUCCAGGGGACUUUGGAGUUUAAGAAUGUGCAUUUCACCUACCCAGCCCGCCCAGAGGUGCCCAUCUUCCAGGACUUCAGCCUCUCUAUCCCGUCAGGGUCCGUCACCGCGCUGGUCGGCCCCAGUGGUUCCGGCAAGUCAACGGUGCUCUCCCUGCUGCUGCGGCUGUACGACCCCGUGUCUGGAACGGUCAGUCUCGAUGGCCACGACAUCCGUCAGCUAAAUCCAGUCUGGCUGAGGUCCAAGAUUGGGGCCGUGAAUCAGGAACCAAUUUUGUUUUCUUGCUCAAUUGCUGAGAACAUUGCCUACGGCGCAGACGACCCCUCCGCGGUGACGGCGGAGCAGGUGGAGAGAGUGGCCGAAGUGGCCAACGCGGCGGCGUUCAUCCGGGACUUCCCCCAGGGGUUCGGCACUGUGGUCGGAGAGAAGGGCGUCCUGCUCUCAGGUGGGCAGAAACAGCGGAUUGCGAUCGCGCGUGCUCUGCUGAAGAAUCCCAAAAUUCUUCUUCUAGAUGAAGCAACCAGUGCGCUGGACGCUGAGAACGAGUACCUUGUCCAGGAAGCUCUCGAUCGACUGAUGGAGGGAAGAACGGUGCUGAUCAUUGCCCAUCGUCUGUCGACCAUCAAGAAUGCGAACAUGGUAGCUGUUCUGGACCAGGGGAAAAUCGUCGAAUGUGGGAAACAUCAAGAACUGCUUUCAAAGCCAGACGGGUUAUAUAGAAAACUAGUGAACAAACAGAGUUUCAUUUCAGCAUAAAGAAGCAAUUACUGGUAAAGUGAAUAUGAGAAACUUUAAAGUAAAAUAGCACUGCAGAGGAAAAAAAACUUAAGAGAUGGUGUGGAAUCUGUAAAUCAUACUUCAAGUUAUUUGAAAUAUACCUAUUUUUUCCCAAAGUAUAUAAACUAUGAUUUUGAGAUGUACCUGUUCUCAAGACCUUUUUACUCAGAGUUUUAAUAAUUAUAACUUUCUAAGUGUCUAUAGCACUGAAGUUAUUUUCAAGUUUUGUACUUUCUUUUAUCUUGGGAUAUUUUAAUAUAGCAUGGCACCUCAUUUUUUUACCUGCUGUUAUAGAUGGAAGUAAUUGUCAAAUGACAACUUUUAAAAGGGAAUUAUAAACAAAAAGCCUAAUUAUUUUAGGCCGGUUUGCCAAUCACUGUGUAAUUCUCUUGGUAGUAUUCUACCAGCUUCGGGUCAUAUGUCACUAGGCAGUGUCAUCGAAGAUGAAAAUCGAAUCGUUUCUUUUCUCCUCAUGCUCCCAUGAAGCACACCCGAGUGUUACAUGUACAGAAAGGGAGCAUUUGUAUUUUCCAUUUCCUGUGUCUGCAGACGUGUGAGAGUUUAGGGGUGCGUGUCCCUCUGGGGUGAGACUGUGUUUGGGUGUGUGUGAUUUUUAACAUUUUUGGCACGUGGCCCUAAAUGCCUCAGAAUUCCUAAAGCAACGCUGACAGCCACUAGUCGGGCACGCUUCCUGUCGGUGCUGUGGAUUCGCUGUUGCCUCCAGGAGUGCUCUCUCCACGCUGAUGGCGCCAGGCGUGAGAACUGACUGUCGAUACCAUUAAAAUGGGAGUUUUCUCUCUACAGCCAUACCACCCUGAACACGUCCGAUCUCAUCUAAAACGGAAGUCUGCUUCUGUUCUAAGUAAUCAUUCGUUGCCUGGUUACACUGGAAGAAGAAACCACUAUUUCAUGAUAAGCACGGAGUAAUAUAUUUCAUUCUACAUGAGGGGAUUUACUGAUGAAUACAAUGAAUAGAGGAACUGUGGUUUUUGAACAAGUGAACAGUACGUCUGUGACAAUCAUUUUAACAAAGUUUACGUGUGGUCCCUAAGCAGUUCGCUAUUACAAUGUGCUUCACAGAGAGCGAACGGAAAGCUGGAGCUGAAGGAAAUCUCCACGUGCCAUUGAAUAUGAUUAUAUUUUAUUUUCUAAUAUGAGAUGUUCAGUGUGUCUUUAAGUAUCAUUUAUAUUGUGGAUUAAAAUUUAUAGUGAACUUCA